AUGCACCUCCCCCUCCCCCUCCUCCUCACAACCACCGCCCUCGCCCUCCUCGCCGCAGCGGCCCCCACAGAAUCCAAACGCAACGACCCCGUCGACCCGCUCGACCUGAAAGGCACCGUCAAGGAGGGCCUCAACGCGGUCACUGGCCUGGUGGGCGUUGAGGUCGCCCAUAAGCGGGAGGAUGGUAGCCAGGAUGCCGAGAAGCGCUUUUUGAAUGGGUUGCCGCUGAUUGGGGAUUUGUUGCCUAAUGAGGAGGGUUGUACUGCUGUUGCUGAUUGUUAA
Aspergillus candidus is the source of this 282-nucleotide messenger RNA. RefSeq lists its product as uncharacterized. The coding region runs from base 1 to 282 and encodes 93 amino acids. The record is from RefSeq and is a predicted model, not a curated record. Lineage: Eukaryota; Fungi; Ascomycota; Eurotiomycetes; Eurotiales; Aspergillaceae. The transcript has 2 exons.